AUGAGAGUGAUCGCAGUGAAGGAGUACAUUGGCUCGAUCUCGGCUUUCUUUGCCGUCGAGGGAGGAAUGAUCCUCAAGUCAAUCCAUCCAGUCUUGGCCGAAACAGAGGGAUAUAAGUUGAUGGUUGAGCAGAAGAUUCUUCAGAGCUUAGGAGAGCAUCCGCGGAUUGUCAAGUACCGAGGCUAUCAUGACGAUUCCGAACUCAAGGGAUUACUGUUUCUUGAGGCCAGCCACGGGAAUCUCCAAAACUACCUGGACCAAAACAACAAGAACAACCAGAUAGAUGAUUCAACACGCCAGAAGUGGUGUCAACAAGCCACAGAGGCGGUUCAGUUCAUUCACAGCAAAGGCGUCAUCCAUUCGGAUCUUCGACCAGAGAACUACCUCGUUCACGGAUCUGCAGGCUCGCUCGAUCUCCAACUGUGCGAUUUUGGCGGUUCCAUGUGUCGAGAUUUAGGUGUGGAUGGGAGAGGUCUCCCGGAUCCGCCUUUUUGGGAUUUGAGUUGGGAGUCAACAGUCGGCACUGAUAUCUUCAGUCUGGGUUCUAUCUUCUAUACGAUCAUGACUGGUGUGUGGCCUUAUAAAACGAGCCACCGGACCAAAGAGAAAGAAGAAGAAGAAGCUAAAGAACAGGAGGAAGAAGAAGCUAAAGAACAGGAGGAAGAAGAAAGAGAAGAAGAAGAUAAAUGGCAAUUCGAGGACCGGGUCAUUGCGCUGCUGGGAAAGGGUAUCUAUCCUGAUGUGAAAGGGAUCAUCGGCGGUACAAUUAUGAUGCAAUGCUGGAAGAAACAGUAUCUCAAGGCAGACGAGGUUCUAGAGGCACAAAUGAAGCUUUCUCAAGGGUGCACAGAUUGA
Messenger RNA from Capronia epimyces CBS 606.96, 855 nucleotides. RefSeq names its product serine/threonine protein kinase. Gene Ontology annotation, cellular component: nucleus; cytoplasm. NCBI's taxonomy places the organism in Eukaryota, Fungi, Ascomycota, Eurotiomycetes, Chaetothyriales, Herpotrichiellaceae. Gene Ontology annotation, biological process: mitotic DNA damage checkpoint signaling; protein phosphorylation. The coding region runs from base 1 to 855 and encodes 284 amino acids. Gene Ontology annotation, molecular function: protein serine/threonine kinase activity; ATP binding. The record is from RefSeq and is a predicted model, not a curated record. The transcript is spliced from 2 exons.